UGUGGGUCGGGUCAAAUCCAAAACGGAUCCAACAAUGAAGCCACUAGCACUGUAGUAUCUUCUCCACUUCUCCUUUCCAAUCAAUCUCAACCUUGACCAAUGUAUUGCAGAGUUGUUCUCCACUCCUACCCAACGGUCGUAUUCCCUUCUCUCUCAUCCCACCACACCUUCAAAACCCAAUCCCCUCCAUUCUUCAGACUCCAAUUCACCCCAAACUUCUCUCACCAUGGACCACAACUCUCUCUCAAUCAAACUCUGUUAAGGCCCCAAAUCAAAUGUACAGAAGACACUGGCGCUAGUACUGGAAAUUGGGAUAAAUGGAUACCCAAAAAUAUUGUUUCAGCUGAUAAGGUUCUGAGAUUGAUCUCUGGUGCAACCUCCAGUCCCAUUUUUCAGUACAUAUCAUCUCCGACUACGUGCUUGCAUUCUGUUGAUCCCAGAAUUAAAUGGGCAUGGCUCCUUGCUCUAGUUAUUUUACCGGCAAGGUCAAAUAUGAUGAUACGUGUUGGAUUAAUCACCUACUUGGCUCUAGUAUCUGUUUGGGUUCUCCCUACACCUGUGUGGAGGGAUCAAUUGGGAAGAGUGUCGCUGCUAUGUGGGAUUUUAUUUAUAAUGUUGGGUUUGGGUACAGAUGGCGUAACUCCUCUUGGCCAGUUAAGAAGCCCACCACCUUCAUUGAUUGGAUUGCCGAAUGUUCCAACAUCUUUCGAAGGCUAUUCGUAUGUGAUAAUGAAGUUAGGACCAUUACAACUUACAAGAAAGGGCUUGUCAGUAGCAAGUACAUCUGCUUGUUUAGCCUUCUCUAUCUUCCAGAGUGUGAACCUCUGCCUAACCACCACAACCCCUGAGCAGCUUGCAUGGGCUUUGCAAUGGUUUAUGCUUCCCUUGAUAAAUUUCGGUGUUCCAGUGGCCGAAGUUAUUCUUACUCUCCUACUUUCAUUGAGGUUCAUCAAUCUGGUCUUUGAUGAGGUUCGAAAUCUUGCAUUGGGGAUUGUAUCUCGUAGGGUAGAUUGGAAACUGUUGACUAUUAUGGAGACUAUUGAUAUUUUCUUUACAUACAUUCGUCAGAUCUUCAAAAAUAUUUUUAACCAUGCGGAGCAGAUAUCUCAGGCAAUGAUCGUUAGAGGUUUUCGAGGUGACGGCAAUGCUCACAAAAUUUACUUCUCUUCGGACACGUCUAUUGGGAUGGCAGAUAUUCUUUCCUUGCUGUGCCUUAUUGGUCUUAUAGGGGCCGCUGCAGUGUCAAAUACUUAAUUAUGUGAAUGCCCAUAAGUCCAUCCCCAUUAUUCUCUCAUAUUUUUAUUGAUACUUACACUCACACACCCAGAACAAAGUCCAAUCGAUUCAAGUCGGUUGGUCAGUCGAACAAACGAAGACUAUGCGAUCAUGUUGUUUGCUUCUAUAGUUGUUUUGGUAUUUUUUUUAUAAAUCUGUGAAGUUGUUCAAUUGAUCUAUCAAGCAAAGAGUUAAAAGAGUUAAAAGAGUUUGAAAAGUUAUUCCUCAUUUUAGUUGGUCUCUGUGGCCAGAGGAAAGCAUUGUAAUGGCAUUUCAUCUAUUGUUGCAGAUGUAAUGUAACUAACAUUUCUACUCUGGCUAUCUUUAUUUGUCUCUUUUUUGGUCUA
This is a messenger RNA of Camellia sinensis, 1622 nucleotides long. RefSeq names its product protein ABCI12, chloroplastic. Gene Ontology annotation, cellular component: chloroplast. The record is from RefSeq and is a predicted model, not a curated record. NCBI's taxonomy places the organism in Eukaryota, Viridiplantae, Streptophyta, Magnoliopsida, Ericales, Theaceae.